AUGGGUAUCGAUCUCAAAAAACACCACGUUAAGAACUCCAACCGUACUGCUCCCAAGUCUGACAACGUCUACUUGGCUUUGCUUGUCAAGCUCUACCGUUUCCUUGCUCGCCGUACUGAUGCUGAAUUCAACAAGGUCGUCUUGAAGCGUCUCUUUAUGUCUCGCAUCAACCGUCCCCCUGUCACCGUCUCUCGUCUUGUCAAGAACAACAAGGAAGGUAAGACUUUGGUUGUUGUCGGUUCCGUCACUGAUGACUCCCGUCUCUUGGAAGUCCCCAAGCUCUCCGUUGCUGCUCUUCACUUCACCAAGACCGCUAAGGCCCGUAUCUUGAAGGCUGGUGGUGAAGUUUUGACUUUGGAUCAAUUGGCCCUCCGUGCCCCUACUGGUUCCAACACUAUCCUCGUCCGUGGUGCCAAGAACAACCGUGAAGCUGUUAAGCACUUCGGUAUGGGUCCCCACAAGAACAAGAAGCCCUAUGUUCGCUCUAAGGGUCGUAAGUUCGAACGCGCUCGUGGUAAGCGUGCUUCUCGUGGUUUCAAGGUUUAA
Messenger RNA from Mycotypha africana, 546 nucleotides. Its product is annotated as 60S ribosomal protein L18-B. NCBI's taxonomy places the organism in Eukaryota, Fungi, Mucoromycota, Mucoromycetes, Mucorales, Mycotyphaceae. Gene Ontology annotation, molecular function: RNA binding; structural constituent of ribosome. The coding region runs from base 1 to 546 and encodes 181 amino acids. Gene Ontology annotation, cellular component: ribosome; cytosolic large ribosomal subunit. The record is from RefSeq and is a predicted model, not a curated record. Gene Ontology annotation, biological process: translation. The transcript is spliced from 3 exons.